Molecule: messenger RNA, 1901 nt
Organism: Macadamia integrifolia
Lineage: Eukaryota; Viridiplantae; Streptophyta; Magnoliopsida; Proteales; Proteaceae
Exons: 4
Coding region: 242-769 (175 amino acids)
Biological process (GO): lysosome organization; intracellular protein transport; regulation of synaptic vesicle exocytosis
Cellular component (GO): BLOC-1 complex; BORC complex; synaptic vesicle
Molecular function (GO): SNARE binding
Source: RefSeq, a predicted model, not a curated record
CAGUAUUCCUAAUUCCAAUGUAACCCGCUACCACACUCACAUUGUUCCGUUAAAAAAAAAAAAAAAAAAAAAAAACAAACAAACAAACUACAUCGAUACCACCAAUAACCAUAUGAGUUAACCGUUAAAACAACGCCCCAAAACCCAACGCCGUAAACCGAAACCCAACUAGAGCUGCCACAACUCUAGCUUUCUCUCUAUUCGAAUCAAACCUUCUCGGUAGAACCAACUCCAAGUGGCUAUGGACUCCCCCUCCUCUUCUUGUCCAACACCGAUUUUGGCUGGAGAUGAUAUAUCUCCCGAGCAAUCACGGCCUUUGGAAACCCUAGAUGCAGAUAAAAGUGAUGCUGUUUCUACUCAGGAGACUCAGAACAAUUCCGAGCCUUCCACUUCCUCCUACGCUUCCAAUGUUGCCGAACCUGAACUCAGUCUUCAGAGUUCAGAGGCUUUGGCCAAAGGAAUUUCUUCUUUGCUUGGCUCAUUGAUUAAGGAUUUUGAUUGUAAAGCUGAAAAUGCGUCUAAAAGCCAGGACCAGCUUUGCUCUUCGAUUGAUCGACUUACCAGAGAGCUUGAUCAACUAUUAGAAGAUGCACCCUUGCCAUGCAUCAUGCAGCAUGCAGCCAGGAUUUCGGGUGUUCGUAAGAGAGUAUCAUCAUUGAACUCACUUUUAAAAUCGAUACAACGACGUAUUGAUAAUAUAGAUCAGAUGCUAUCUGCAUCUCUCUCACAUGGAAAAGCAACUGCAGAAAAUGUUACGAAACAUGAAUAAUGACUUGGUAUUGCGGGGUUCUACUAGCAGGUCCUAUUCUCUAAAUCCUAAUUCUGGGAUUUUGGGUUAUUGGUCUGCAUUACAAUGCUUUUGGAUCAGAUGCUACAUUGGUGUUUGAAUUCCUGCACGGCUGCAUCCUUAUCGGACCCUAAUAUUCAUGGCUUUCUUUGAAUGCGUUGCAAUACAUUAGUCCAGGAUCUGUUUACCAUAUGUUGUUCUCCUCUCCAGCACUCUUAAUUUUCCCCUUCAUGAGUUCUCCAUUUAACAUGUUAUGAGUAAAUGGAAAUUUUCAUUAGCAUAAGGUGUGCCAUGACCUAUAUCUGAGAAAAAAGAAACGUAAAUAUGUAAAUGGAGUGAAGGGGAAAAAGAAAAGGGCAGAAGGUGAACAAUUACAGUUUAGAGUUCACUCUUUGUUGGCAUAAAUUACAAUCAGCUUGAGAUGCAUCUACCCAUAUACCCUUUUCACUGAGAAAUAAGAAUGAGAAAAACGUUUACUUGAUUCAGAUAUAUGCAAAAAAUAAAUUCUUUAUUCAGAGAAUUUAAUAUUGGAUUGAUUAGCAAUUGACGGCGUCUGAUUUUAGGAAAUUAAUUAAAUUGUCAGAUAUAGAGACCAUGUUGGAUAUGGCAUUUCACAUUUGUGGCAUACAUUGUGCGGCAACUGAUUGUGACAUAUGAUGGAGAGAUUCUUGCUGAAGGAGAUGUCAAUCUGAUUCUAUGUGCAAGAGCAAAGAAGUGGUAGUCACUUCCAAAUUGAGGACUUGGAUCAAUAAUUUGUACAUAGGAACUAACCUGACUGCCUUUCUGGAGAGACUGAUCCUCUUUCUUGCGAUGAUUCCAGUGUGGUGAUGUGGUUAGUCUAGCCAGUGUUGAUGAAAUCUUAAUCUUGUCCUUCCAGGUAAAAGUUUUGGUCUAACAGUUGAACAGGCAGGUCUACAUUCCUAGUUUUGGAUAAUAUAGUCUUACCUUUUUAUUAUUUGUGGUGAGGUUUGGUUGAUAUUGUUUAUUUCCAAGAUCUCCUGUAAUUGAUUUAUGCUAUUUGUUUGAAAUAUUGUUUGAAGACAAUAAAACCAAAAGCAGGUUGUAACUAUUCAUCUAGUUCAAUACAUUAUGUUGAUUUUAUCUACUGAUUCAA